AUGCGACCGCGAGCGCAAACAAACGCUACAAACCCUUCUUCGUCGUCUGCUACCAAAAAAGUUGCGACUAGGGAAGAGUGGGAGAAGAAGCUUAACGAAGUGAAAAUAAGUAAAACCGAUUUGAAUAAUCUAGUGAUGAACUACUUAGUGAUCGAAGGAUACAAAGAUGCCGCAGAAAAAUUCAGUCAAGAGUGUGGUCUACAACCGAAUAUUGAUUUUGAAUCGAUACAAGAUCGUAUGAAUAUUCGAAAUGCAAUACAGAAUGGGAAUGUGGAAGAGGCGAUUGAACGAGUUAAUGAUUUAAAUCCUGAGAUUUUAGAUACAAAUCCAAAACUUUACUUUCAUCUCCAACAACAACGACUGAUUGAAUACAUUCGUCAAGGUAAAACAAGUGAAGCGCUAGAAUUUGCGCAAGAUGAGCUGGCACCACGCGGUGAAGAAAACCCAGAAUUUCUUGAAGAAUUAGAACGCACAAUGGCAUUACUAGCAUUUGAGGAUACCAGUCAAUCACCAGUCGGCUAUCUUUUACAUCCUGCACAACGACAACGAACCGCCAGCGAAUUAAACGCGGCGAUUUUAACGUCACAAAGUCAGGAUAAAGAUCCGAAAUUACCAAGUUUAAUGAAGAUGCUCGUCUGGGCACAAAAUCAACUUGAUGAGAAGUUGUCGUUUCCUCAGAUAAGAAAUCUCGCAACAGCUGAAUUGGUCGAGGAAACAACAGCAGUAUCAAAUGCAUCCGCUUCCACGUCUAGUAAUACGAGUGCCGCAUCUAUUAUUUCCUUUUCUCCGUAA
Molecule: messenger RNA, 792 nt
Organism: Ambispora gerdemannii
Lineage: Eukaryota; Fungi; Glomeromycota; Glomeromycetes; Archaeosporales; Ambisporaceae
Source: the annotation of a GenBank genome assembly